AUGGAUCACCUGACUGCGCUCUUCCAGGAGAUGUGGCGUCAAGGGGAAGUCCCGCAAGAUUUCAAAGACGCAACAAUCGUGCACCUAUACAAGCGAAAAGCGAACCGCCAAGUCUGCGGCAAUCACCGCGGCAUCUCCUUGCUGAACAUCGCCGGGAAGAUCUUCGCUCGCAUCCUUCUCAACCGCCUCAAUAAUCAUCUGGAACAGGGCCUUCUGCCGAAAGCCAAUGCGGCUUCCGUCGUCAUCGUGGGACCACGGAUAUGA
Molecule: messenger RNA, 264 nt
Organism: Spirometra erinaceieuropaei
Lineage: Eukaryota; Metazoa; Platyhelminthes; Cestoda; Diphyllobothriidea; Diphyllobothriidae
Source: the annotation of a GenBank genome assembly